CACCACAAGUUAAAUAGACUAUACAAAUAUUAAGCAAAAAGACAAUUAGGAAAAGUUAUCUAAAUAAAAAAACAGGAAAAUAUAUAACAAGCCGUAAGAGAAACAUAUAAAUAAAAUACCAUAACUGAUAACAAGUUAUUAUGCAGCAAAAAAUGAUGGCAAUGCUUAUCAGACAUUUUAUUAUAGUUAUGCAUUUAACUAUGUCAAUCUGUCCCCCAUUAAUGAAACUAUGCGGCUGUUUGAUUGGGACUGACGUAACCACUGGGGGUUUGAUGGCCGAUUGUUCCAAAAACACCGAACUGGACCUCGAUUUCGAAUGCUUGGCUAGGCAGGGGUUAGAAUCCUUGGAUCUGUCUGGCAACGAUUUGCAGAAAGUGCCGGAAGAACUGAAAUUGAGUGGAUUCAAGGACCUGAAGCACCUGGAUCUGUCCCGGAACAAGAUCAGCAGCCUGGUCACUUAUAAUUUCGGUGCUUGGACUCGGCUUAAGAGCUUGAACAUCAGCCACAACUACCUCAAGGACCUGCCCGAGGAAAUGCCGCCGAUUCACACUAUCGAUGUGAGCUAUAAUCAGCUUACGGAUAUGCACAGCAUCUUUGGCCUGACUAACACCAUAGCGAUUGUCCUGGGGAAUCCCAUCCUGUGCAAUUGCAACUCAUCUUCAGUUCAGAGAAUGUACAAUAUAACUUCUGACUUGACAGUCAUCGAAUGUACUUUGCAUGGCAAGGAUCCGCCGAUGCCGAUAUCGAUACAGUGCCACAGUGAUAUCGAUAACGUUGAAUAUCCCUCAGAAUGGAUAUAUCAUUUGAUUCUUAUUGCAGUCAUUUUUAUAAUUUUUGUAAUUUAUUGUGGAUAUAAUUUUUGUCUAAUUUAGCUUGUGCUAGAAUGAAAUUUAAUUUACAUCACUGUCGCAUGCCACAAAUAUCAGAUUUUUCGCACUUUUCAUUGUUUUAGACAUGGAUAAAAUUUUGGAUGUUAUAUAGAAUAUAUUUUUUGAAAGAUGUUUUUGGUUUUUAAGUUUGUGUUAAAGUUUGUGCUGAAAUUUUUUGUUUAAUUUUAAAUAUUUGUA
Drosophila kikkawai is the source of this 1067-nucleotide messenger RNA. RefSeq names its product leucine-rich repeat-containing protein 57-like. NCBI's taxonomy places the organism in Eukaryota, Metazoa, Arthropoda, Insecta, Diptera, Drosophilidae. The record is from RefSeq and is a predicted model, not a curated record. Gene Ontology annotation, molecular function: protein binding. Gene Ontology annotation, cellular component: cytoplasm.